Nannospalax galili (Upper Galilee mountains blind mole rat) is the source of this 1298-nucleotide messenger RNA. RefSeq names its product BCL2 interacting protein 3 (gene Bnip3). The record is from RefSeq and is a predicted model, not a curated record. Gene Ontology annotation, biological process: mitochondrial outer membrane permeabilization; positive regulation of apoptotic process. The coding region runs from base 99 to 557 and encodes 152 amino acids. NCBI's taxonomy places the organism in Eukaryota, Metazoa, Chordata, Mammalia, Rodentia, Spalacidae. The transcript is spliced from 5 exons. Gene Ontology annotation, cellular component: mitochondrial outer membrane; nucleus; mitochondrial envelope.
ACCCUUUUUGGUUCUCUUCAGGCUCCUGGGUAGAAUUGCACUUUAGCAGUGGGAACGGGAACAGUGUUCCAGCCUCAGUUUCUAUUUAUAAUGGUGACAUGGAAAAAAUACUGCUGGAUGCCCAGCAUGAAUCUGGACGGAGUAGCUCCAAGAGUUCUCACUGUGACAGCCCUCCUCGCUCCCAGACCCCACAAGAUACUAACAGAACUUCUGAAAUAGACACACACAGCAUUGGAGAAAAAAACAGCACCCAGUCUGAGGAAGAUUAUAUCGAGAGGAGGAGAGAAGUUGAAAGCAUCCUGAAGAAAAACUCAGAUUGGAUAUGGGAUUGGUCAAGUCGGCCAGAAAACAUCCCCCCCAAGGAGUUCCUUUUUAAACACCCAAAGCGUACAGCGACUCUCAGCAUGAGAAACACGAGCGUUAUGAAGAAAGGGGGCAUUUUCUCAGCAGACUUUCUGAAGGUUUUUCUUCCAUCCCUGCUGCUCUCUCACUUGCUGGCCAUUGGACUGGGGAUCUAUAUUGGGAGGCGUCUGACAACCUCCACCAGCACCUUUUGAUGAGAAUUGAAUCUGACGUUUCCCACAGUGAAGAUUCACACGUGAGCUCUGAUAGCCAACUGAAGAGCUGUGGUCCUUGGGUGGCUGCACUGCUUAUGUUAAUUUGUUCUGUAAAUGCGGUUCCUGAUUCAGUAAGACAAAGACCAGACACUAAAAUCAUGACCUAUAAUUAUACCCAUGGGAUCAAUUAACACGCAUGUCAGACUGCCUACUGUAGCAUUUGGUAGUAAGUUUUCUUCGGAUACUAGGUAUAAAUACUAUAAAUUUAAUGUAGCAGCAGUGGUGUAUGUAUUUAAAAUGAUCUGUAAUCUUAACUCAGUUCAGACACACUUCAGCAGAAUGAGUAGCUGCUAAUGAAAUCACCUUACAGGGUUUGUCCAAGAGGAAUAUUGUGGCCUUAUAAUUCAAUUACAUAGUAGAAAAUACCACACAUUUAUCUUAAGUGGGUGCAGGGUGUCUGUAAAGACCUUAACUAUGUGAAUCGUCAGUAAUAAUUGAAGCCAGGGUCCACCCACACCUACUGUGCAGUUCUAGGCUGUGCAGUUUUGUUAGCAGGAUGAGGACUCCAGCUUGGCUGUCAGCUGUCACCUUGCGGCCAGGUCUGCUGCCGGCACCCAGUAUCUGCCGCUCUUCAUCACUCUGCUGGAUUGGACUCUUGUGUGCUCUUAAGGUCAGCUGCAUUGUAAACACAUUUGCUUUAAAUGACUGGAAAUAGGAAAUAAAUCUUCGCCAACUCCUUCA